Messenger RNA from Anopheles maculipalpis, 1998 nucleotides. Its product is annotated as glucose dehydrogenase [FAD, quinone]-like. Gene Ontology annotation, molecular function: flavin adenine dinucleotide binding; oxidoreductase activity, acting on CH-OH group of donors. Bases 1 to 1998 code for a protein of 665 amino acids. The transcript is spliced from 2 exons. The record is from RefSeq and is a predicted model, not a curated record. NCBI's taxonomy places the organism in Eukaryota, Metazoa, Arthropoda, Insecta, Diptera, Culicidae.
AUGGGGUUCGGUCCGCUAGAAACCCAGCACACGCGUAUGCGUAUCAUGCUUACGCGUCCAAGCAGUGCAUUGAUUUUGUUGCUGCUGGAUGCCUGCAUCUGGUUGCAGCGUACGGACGUGGUCGAUUUCAGAAACCGGGUUCAAGACAUCCCAUCGCAGUUCAUCUACGACGUGUACGAUUUCGUAGUGGUUGGUGGUGGCAGUGCGGGAGCAGCAGUAGCGGCCCGUCUGUCCGAGGUGUGCGAUUGGAAUGUGCUUCUGCUAGAAGCCGGUACCGAUGAAACGUUUCUCAGUGAUCUACCGUAUCUGUAUCCGGCGCUACAGAAAGGUCCUCUCGAUUGGCAGUUUGAAACGGAACCUAACGAACGCUUCUGCCAGGGAAUGCGCGGUAAUCGGUGUAGUUGGCCGCGCGGCAAAGUUCUCGGUGGUUCUUCCGUGUUGAAUGCGAUGAUGUACGUGCGCGGUAACUCGGAAGAUUAUGACGAAUGGGCAAGCCUUGGUAAUGUGGGAUGGAGUUGGCGCGAUGUUCUACCGUACUUUGUGAAGAUGGAAAAUGUUCGUGAUCCAAAAAUUGCUUACCGACCGUAUCACGGCACAACGGGACCGAUGACGGUGGAACUUUUUCGUAACUAUUCGUCACUGCAGGCAAUGUUUCUGGAAGCGGCUCGUGAAUUGGGUAUGACACUUUCGGACGAAAUUAAUGGACCCGAUCAGCUGGUUUUUGCACCGUUGCAUGGUUCGAUUCGAGAUGGAUUACGGUGUAGUACGGCUAAGGCUUACCUGCGUCCGGUAGCGAACCGCAAGAAUCUGCAUAUCUCAAUGGACUCGAUGGUGGAAAGGAUACUGAUCGAUCCGAAGGAUCGUCGUGCUUAUGGUGUUCUGUUUCGCAAAGGUAACAGGCGUCAGUUGGUGCUAGUGACGAAAGAGAUCAUUCUGUCUGCGGGUGCGCUCAACAGUCCCCACCUGCUGAUGCUAUCCGGCGUUGGACCUAGGGAUCAGUUACAGCGGCACGGAAUACGAGUGAUUCAGGACCUGCCCGGGGUUGGACAAAAUCUGCAAGAUCAUGUGGCUGCUGGUGGAGGUGUGUUCUUGAUUAAAAAUCCUAAAGGAAAUGUACCACUUUCGGUACGUUUGCUCGAGGUGAACGAUGUGUCAACUGCUCGCGAUUUUCUCUUUCGCAAUCAGGGUCGGCUCGUUGCGAUGCCUUCCUGUGAGGUGAUGGGAUUCAUUAACACCAAGUACAACAACCCAGACAGCCGGCGGGGUGACGUGCAGAUCUUCAUGUCAGCACAGUCAGACAUUUCGGACGGUGGUACGGAAGGUUUAGCAGGGGCAGGACUUACGUAUGAUUAUUAUGCGCGUAACUUUGAAUCAUGGGUGUAUCAUGAUUCGUUUCUUAUCAUGCCAUUGCUAAUGCGGCCCGAGAGCCGUGGAUGGCUCGAACUGGGCAGUGCAGAUCCGUACGAUAAGAUUAAGAUCUAUCCAAACUAUUUCGCCGUUGAACGAGAUCUGGACAUUCUGGUUGAAGGACUCAAGUUUGGAGUUCGUGUGGCGGAGACGUCCACAAUGAAGAGGAUCAACGCUACGUUUAUCUACGACGUUGAGCAUGGUGACACGUGCCACGGAAUCACCGGUGAUGACUUCUUCAAAUGUCUCAUACAACACUACUCGCAGACUAUCUACCAUCCGUCGGGCACAGCAAAGAUGGGUCCCGCUACCGACCCAAUGGCGGUGGUCGACAGUCAGCUACGGGUACACGGCAUAGGCGGGAUGCGUGUAGUGGACGCCAGCAUAAUGCCGACCAUCACAACCGGAAAUACCAACGCGCCUACGAUCAUGAUUGCAGAGCGGGCAGCCGAUUUAAUCAAAUAUGCGCAUUUGCCGGCGUUGGUGCGCGAAGAGCAUUAUCGGCAGUGUGACAGCAUCGACUACCAAUAUCACCCAACACGCACCAACACGGUGACACGUGUUACACACACAGCCAAAAAGGUGCCUUAA